Molecule: messenger RNA, 3356 nt
Organism: Cyphomyrmex costatus
Lineage: Eukaryota; Metazoa; Arthropoda; Insecta; Hymenoptera; Formicidae
Product: serine/threonine-protein kinase 32A
Exons: 11
Coding region: 522-1955 (477 amino acids)
Biological process (GO): protein phosphorylation; regulation of signal transduction; G protein-coupled receptor signaling pathway
Molecular function (GO): G protein-coupled receptor binding; ATP binding; G protein-coupled receptor kinase activity
Source: RefSeq, a predicted model, not a curated record
GACGACGGCCGAGAGACACCGCGUCGUAACCGGCUGCGGUGGAACGCUCGUCCGCGCGGCGCACUCGUGCGCCGACCGCGAUCGCGAACGCGGCACGUUCUCAGGGUCCUCUCCCCCUCGUCGCUCCGGAGUGCUCUGGAAAAGAAAAGAAAAGAAAAAGAAAAAGAAAAACAACGCACGCGGCGGAACGUUUCUCUCCCACGAGGUGUGCCCCGGGUGUGUCCAUCGGCGAGGAUCGCGCGGCGGGAAACGUAUUCAGUGUUGUAAAUCGUGCCGACGCGGCCGAAGCUGAAAGUCGCUCGAUGCUGGAGAAGAUAUAUCGUCCCUUCCGAUUGCGGAGGACGAUGCACGUCGCCCGAUGAAGGUGGGGCCGUCUGACGAGGCGUCGCGGCGCCGUGACGAUGCUGAUGAAAUAUGAGACUUCCCGCGCCGACCGGAUCUCACCGUCGUCCCCAGCACGCUCGCACCGAUGCGACUUACGACGGCCGCCGACAAGUACGUCCGACGUCCAUUGAAGAAAAAUGGGUGCCAAUCAAUCGACCCGGAGCGCGCCCACCCCCGGAGAAGAAGUGAAUUUCGAUCAUUUUCAAAUCCUACGCGCCAUUGGGAAAGGCAGCUUCGGCAAGGUCUGCAUUGUACAAAAACGUGACAGUACCGGCAAUAUGUACGCCAUGAAGUACGUACAUAAAAACGAAUGCGCGGAGCGCGGCGCUCUGAAAAAUGUAGCGAGGGAGGUGGAGAUCCUAUCGAAGUUGGAGCAUCCUUGCUUGGUGAAUUUAUGGUUCAGCUUUCAAGACGAGGAGGACCUUUUCAUGGUGUCGGAUCUACUUUUGGGUGGCGACCUGAGAUAUCAUAUCCAGCAAGAGAUCGUGUUCGGUGAGGAGAGCGUGGUGCUGUUCGUAGCAGAGAUCGCACUGGCGCUCGAUUACUUGCAAACCCACAGGAUCAUCCAUCGGGACAUCAAGCCGGACAACAUACUGCUGGAUGAAGAGGGCCACGCUCAUGUGACAGACUUCAACAUUGCAACUGUACUCGAAAGCGGGCAAUUGGCAACUUCGAUGUCUGGGACAAAACCGUAUAUAGCUCCAGAGAUUUACAUGUGUUCGUGCGAGGAAUAUGGCGUCCACGGUUACGGAUUCGCAGUGGACUGGUGGAGUCUGGGAAUCCUCGCUUGGGAAACCCUAGCCAUGGAGAGACCGUACCCACUUCACUCCACUACGUCCAACAGAGAGGCUCUGAGGAUCUUGAAGGAGGAAAGGCCUGUACCCUCACACUGGAGCCCGUCGAUACGCGAUCUCCUGGACCGCCUGUUAACUGUCGCACCGAGUACCAGAGUAUCGUGCUUGAAAGAACUGAAACAGGCGAGCGCGAUAAGGGAUCUGGACUUCGACAAGGUACUGAACAAGCAGAUAAAGCCACGCUUCACCCCACCGAAGGAUCACCUGAAUUGUGAUCCCACCUUUGAGCUCGAGGAAAUGAUAAUCGAAACGAAACCGCUGCACAAGAAGAAGAAACGCCUGGCUAAACAGAGGUCGCUCAGGGUCGAACACUCGGCGGAGGACGCCGGUGGGUUCGCCGAAGGGGCUGGAUCGAGCGUAGACACGCGGAGAUUAGCUUACAUCCCGGAAUACCGGGUGUACAAUCGCGAGCGCGAGAUCGAGAGACAGGAGAGGGAGAAGAAGGAAAAACAGUGGGAGGAGGAACUGAACACUGCCAUGAAGGGUGCCGAAGAAAGACUCAAAACAAAGCAGCAACAUCUGCCAGCCCAGCGAACCGGAAACCGACUGAGCGUCUCGACGACAAGCGUCAAAGCACGCAUAAGCGCGUCGCCGAGACAAGGUCGCCGAGCGAGCGCCGCGACGUCCUCGGACAUCGACUUCAUCGAUGCAAGUCCGGAGCCUAAAGAUUCCAAGGAGAGCGACAGGCACAUGACUCCCCCGUGGAUCCACCAGUGACUAGUAGACUUCUUCAAUCCUACAAAUGCACACGAAACUCCAACGGAUCCUUCGCACUUUUCAUAAAAAGAAAUAUCUCUCUAGCAUUCAAUUACCUCUCACACUAAAAUUUAAGACGUGAAAAGAAAUAAGGAAAAAUUCCAUUUGUAGAUGAAGUUUUUAUACUCUUCUUGAAAAGAGACAGAGAGAUACGUGACGACAUAUAUAUUACACAUGACACUUCGCUCUUAUUUUUCUAUCUAUCGCGAUUCAAUGUCGGGCGAUUUAUCUUUAACACUCUUUCCCUACACUCCUCUACAUUGGAUACUUCGCAACCGCAAUGUUUAUUUUCGAUUACGCUUCGAAACGAACUGAUCGAGAAACGCGAAUUUCAAGGCCUCCAUAUUCUUUCUGGUGCUAUGCUUUAAUAAGUAAUACUCCACAAACGGAUUCGAACGUUCGGUUUGGAUUUUUUGAGAGAAUUUUAUAGAUAGACUGAUAACACGUCGGUUAUUGCCACGAUUUGUUUUAAUUACAAUUAUUUUCAUUUGCAGUAUCUUGAAAAUGUAGAUAGCAGCUGGAGGUAACCGCUCAAGUCAAUAAAAAAUAAAAAUGACGAUUUUGAUUCUUAACAUCAAUAAAGAAUUAACUUUUAUAAUGAAAAAUCAUCGUUUUGACUUGUAUGACGUCAACAUAAAGUCAUUUUGACUUUCUCUUGACUUGGUGUGUUCUUCGGGCACACAUCAUCGAUAUAAAGCUCUAUCAGAUUCCAUAGCAGUGUGCACUUAAUCACUGUACCAGGAAACGUGCAUUUAUAAGAUUACUAUUUCGGAUUAUCCCGCAACUUCCGACUAAUAAUAGCACGAAUUUAUUUCCAAAAUAAUGAACAACGGAUCUUAUCUUCACUCGAGUAGCAAAUUUUUUUUUAUUGCUUCAAAGAUCUGGUUACGUUACGACUCUUAGAUUAGAAUGCACGCAUCCGCGAAAUGUAAUUAUAAAUUAAUCCUUUCAGUACAAAGUCAGACGUAUAUCGUACAUCUAAAACUUUUUCAACAAAAUAUCUUUCGUCUCACUGUCUUUGAAGAUCGCUAUAUAACUUUCAUGUGCGUUAUUAUCUAAAUAAUAUAUGAAAUGCUCUGCAACAUUAACUAGAAUCACAACGAUCGCGUUUAGAUGGACGUAAAAAAAAUUGUGGAUGAGAAAGGAAGAUUUUUUGAUGGUUUAAGAGCGCUAAGUGAGUCAAAUAAGUGCGAGAUAAAUUUUAAUACUUCACCUUUACCUGAUACGGUACUGAAAGGAUUGCAACGUAUAUUAAUAAUUACUUUAUUGACGGGACUGGGAACAAAAUAUGACCUACAUAUAACAAAUAUAUAUAUAUUAUAUAUAUAAAUGUUUUGUUCUAUAAAAAUAUAUGUUGUUUAG